GGUGAAACAUCUGGUUUCCUUGACCGCUUAACGAGCCAGCUGCGAAAAAAGCUAAAUCAUUUCGGGUAUUGUUUUGUCACCGUUAUCCUGCCUCUCGCUCUUAUCUGUUGUGGGUCUUAUCACGUGGUUAUCUAUUUGCUGCAAAGACAUAUGACAUUUUGUUUCCUAUCUAUACCGCGUUGUGGGUUUUUUGGUAAUUAUGAUGAACCUAUCUCAAGAGGGGGGACGGGACUUAAGGCGAAGUUAUUCCGCUGGAGAUACUUCCAGCGCGGUGUAGUGCGGUGUCACGCCUGUCGGAUUCUUGAUGAGUUUCAGCGUAGCAAGAAGAGUGUUAUCUAAAACUUGUGUAUUACGUACGUCGCCGAAAGCAGUUUUAUUUUAAUAAAUCUGCGGGGAUAAUCAUCUUCAAAAGAUGAAAGUAAAGCAUAGCUUGGCGGGGAACUUAGAAGUUCCUGGGUACGUACAGCUCCAGAAGGGUUUUGCUUUCCGAUUUCCUGAACCCCAGUGUAUAAACCGGUUCCUGAAUGGACCUGGGAGAAAACAGCUGGUCAAUGGUUAAGCGCGAAGUCUCCAGCAGCCCAGCGUCCCCGGCUGAGCAGAGCUACCUGCACGGUGACAGGAGGGACCGGCACGCCUCGGAGGACCUGAGGUCAUCGACGCCAGUUCAUCUGGACACCGUGGGAAACCGACGCCCCGAGGGCAGGUCCCUACACUCCUACGUUCACUUCGGACAUCCCGGCAACACCCUGCCCGGCUCGGAGGACAUUACGCUCUUCACGGAUUUAGACCAGGCGAACAAACUCAUCAUCUCCAGCGCCGGCCACAAGGGUGGUUUAAUUGUCGACCCCAGCGACAUGUAUCAAACGCUCGCCAUUGCGGCAGCCCAGACUCAGGUGGGAUACGACGCUCCUGCGGCCAGCUACAUGCACUCCACCCCCGCGUCCCCGGUGUACGUACCGACGUCCCGGGUGGGACCGAUGAUGUCCAGCCUGCCUUACAUGCAGGGAACCGGGGCAUCGCAAACCAGUCACGCGGUCACCAAUCACUCAGUCUGGUCUCAACCCGCCCCAGAAAGCCCGUCUUACAGCACCGGGAGCCCGCACGCAUCCAACCGGUUUCCCUACUCUCCCAGUCCGCCCAUGAACAAUGGGACUUCCAGAGACAGCAGCUACGGUAAUCAUCUGAAUGUGAACGGCAGAGACCAGUACAGCCUUACGCGACCUCUCAAUGGAUCCUACCCCAGCCCAUAUUCGCCCUACGUGGCGCCGCAGCUGUCCACGGCUUGGCCGGGAGGGCCGUUUGACAGCACGAUGCUCCACACUCUGCCCAGCCGGCCGCCGUUACCGAUCCGAGGGCCCGGUACUGACAUGCUGGACGACCUCGGAGAGAGCCGGGAAUGUGUGAACUGCGGAUCCAUCUCCACGCCGCUCUGGAGGCGCGACGGAACCGGCCACUUCCUCUGCAACGCUUGCGGGCUGUACAGCAAAAUGAACGGGCUCAGCCGACCGCUAAUUAAACCGCAGAAGAGGAUGGUAAAUACAUUUUACUCCUCAUCGAGACGAAUCGGGCUGUCCUGCGCCAACUGCCAGACCAGCACUACGACGCUGUGGCGCAGAAACGCGGACGGAGAGCCGGUGUGCAAUGCCUGCGGGCUUUACACCAAACUACACGGAGUGCCCAGACCACUCGCUAUGAAGAAAGAGGGAAUUCAGACUAGAAAACGGAAACCCAAAACCCUGAACAAGACCAAAGGAUCCUCCGGAAACACGAAUUCCGUGCCCAUGACUCCAACCUCCACGUCUUCAUCCAACUCCGAAGACUGCGGGAAAAACGGCUCGUCACCUGCGCAGGUGUCGGUGUCCGCGGUUAACUCCACCACAAUGGCCAGUCAGGGGGAGGGCGCUGGCUCUGGCAGCUCCAUGGGCAAAUACACUGUGCCAGACGGCCUGUAUCCCGGGGUUGGCCUGACCUCCACGGCUGACGUGGCGUCCUCCGUACGCGGUGAAUCCUGGUGUCCUUUGGCCCUGGCCUGAUCCCGGACUCCGUCAAAGGGACGACCCCCCCGGCUACACUCUGUAGGUGCAUUUCUGCCCUCACGUUGGGAUUUCUCUUUUCCGCCAUAAAAAGUCCGAAGAGGAGCUUGACGACAACAUCGUAAAUGAACACCCCCACCCCCCCCACCCUGUUCCCCUUUGGCACACCCCACCUGUUACCCGAACUGUGGGACAGGGUCACCUGGAGAAUGAAACUUUGAAUGCCUUUGAAAGUUGCAAUAUUUAAUGCCCUUUCCCCUCACUCUCCGACCUUUUCAAACAUAUUUUUAUUAAUCUGUGGCUGGUACAAGCUUUGGACUUAUCUUUCUGUUGGCAAAAAAAGUCACAUGGGCAUUUUUUAAUUGGCUAAAGGCAUAGAUAUAGAUAUGGACACUGUUAAUUGGAUUCCUAAAAAGGGGAAAAAAACGACAUCAUUCUCCCAAAACUUCAGCGCCUUCCUCAGCAACUGGAAUAGACGAUGACCUACUACAAAAUCCUUCCUGAAUCAAAGCUGAAAUAUUUAUUAAUCUUUCAAUGUUAGAAAAAUAUAAUGUUUGUUAAUAAAGAUGUGAUAAUAGCACAGAAUAAAUCUUUAAUUGGUAUUGCGUGCCGUUUUAAAUUUAAAUUCCUUUCUGCAUAUCCUUGAUGCCAUUUUCCUUGUCCUGGAGCAGCAAUCUUUUCCGGAAAUUUUUACUUUUAUUUAAAAUAGAUUUUGUGGUUUUAUACAGGGUAAAAAUAUAUUGACGUCAUCAUAUUUUUUGAAGUGCAAUUAUUGCUUUCUGUUGUGGCAAUCAGUGUUAAAUCAAGAAUUUCAGAUUUAACGGCAAAUUGCGCGAUUAGUGUAAAAUGUGUGACAUGACGGUACUUCCCAAGAUUGUUUAAUCUGAUUUUUGAAGGUCCACAUUUAAAGUUCAUAGAAUUUACUUAGGAAAAACAACAAGGAAUAAAACAUCUUUCAAACUAUGGCUGGCAAGAUUCACUAGAUCAAAUUGCACUGGUGAAAACGGCAAACUUUUGUUACAAGGUUACAUGCAAAAUAAGAAAGAGCACUGUGGCAAUAUUUCAUAGAAAUGCAUAAAACUUUGCUACCUAACUGACGAAUGUAAAUACUCCACAAACAGUUAUAUCUCAUGUUUUCAAGAUACAUUUAAUCUUUUAUCUGUUAAAAUAACAGAUGUAUGUAUAGAGUGAUUAAAGCUUCACUUUUGUCUUUCUGUUUAAAAAAUGCUAUUGCCUUCUUAUUUGUUAAGUAAAGCUAAUUAAAAAAAUAAUGACACUUUCCCAAUACAAAA
Paramormyrops kingsleyae is the source of this 3325-nucleotide messenger RNA. RefSeq names its product GATA binding protein 6 (gene gata6). The record is from RefSeq and is a predicted model, not a curated record. Gene Ontology annotation, molecular function: zinc ion binding; DNA-binding transcription factor activity, RNA polymerase II-specific; RNA polymerase II cis-regulatory region sequence-specific DNA binding. Lineage: Eukaryota; Metazoa; Chordata; Actinopteri; Osteoglossiformes; Mormyridae. Gene Ontology annotation, biological process: epithelial cell differentiation; cell fate commitment; positive regulation of transcription by RNA polymerase II. Gene Ontology annotation, cellular component: nucleus.